This is a messenger RNA of Linum trigynum, 333 nucleotides long. The record is from the annotation of a GenBank genome assembly. Lineage: Eukaryota; Viridiplantae; Streptophyta; Magnoliopsida; Malpighiales; Linaceae.
AUGGAUCAAUUGGCGAACGGAAACGGCAACAACCCACUCAAGUUCCUCAUCUACGGCCGAACCGGCUGGAUCGGCAGCCUCCUAGGCAAAAUCUGUGAGUCUCAUGGAAUCGAUUACACCUACGCCUCUGGCAAGCUCGAGAACUGCACCUCCCUGGAGAACGACAUCGCCACCAUCAAGCCGACCCACAUCUUCAACGCCGCGGGCAUCACCACCGCCCCAACGUCGACUGGUGAGAAUCCCACAAGGUCGAGACCAUCAGGACCAAUGUGGUCGCCUUGGCACUCUGACCCCUGCCGAUGUCUGCCAGGACAAGGGCCUUGUUAUAAUUAA